GGGCCCGUGAGAGGGGGGUGAAGCUGGUAUCUUUACACCAGGGCCCGGUCUCAAAGGGGGCCCGGCCUCAAAGGGGGCCAGUCACCCGACCAGGAGGGAAAAAAAUGGGAGAGUAAAUGGAGAGAGAGAGAGAGAGAGAGAGAGAGAGAGAGAGAGAGAGAGAGAGAGAGAGAGAGAGAGAGAGAGAGAAUACUAAUAUGCAAAACACACCAUAAACAUGAUAUGUAUAUAUAUAAUAGAAGUUUCUACAGUUUAUCAGUAAAAUAAUAGUUGUUGAAAAACUUUUUCUAAAUAAUCUUAAGCCUGGAGUGACACCACGUAAUUACGUAAAUGAAUGCAGCUCAGCUGUGUUGGAAUAUAAGCGAUGUCAACUCUCCGUCUCGCUCAGUCACCAUCAUUCUGUGGCAGGGUGUACAUCGUCUCUCUCAUUCCUUGGCAAAUAUUUCAACUGGCUGAGACUGCAUAAUGUAUUCUCACAAAUCAGGUGCACAGAAGCGGAAAGAAAAACAGGCUAGGGAAGAGGCUGUUUCAAAGUGUGCAAGAACAUUAUUUGAAGUGGGUGUUAAGAAAAUAGACACAAUAGACACUAAUGUAGAAGAACAGAAUAUCUUGCCCUCAUCCUCAGAGUCAGACCCCUCAACUUCACAGUCAUUAGUCCAGGAUGCCCAACAGGAAGCCGAAUCCGAUGUAAUAAAUGCAGAACCCAAAGACACUGAACAACAAAGAGAUAUAGGUUUGAUCCCUGAUAGGCCAUCUCGAGUGCAGAUUGAAGAUUUUGUUAGACAGGGCCCUCAGCCAAUGCCAAGUCAAAUUGCUUCAGAUGAUAAGGGUAACAGUUUCCCUUAUACAGUUUUGAAAGUUCAGAGACCAAAUGGUGAAACUGGAAAACGAGAUUGGCUAGUGUAUAGUCAGCGUAAAAGAGCACUUUUUUGUUUUCCUUGUCGACUGUUUAUUGCAGGAUGUACACAACAGCCAAAAACACCUUCAAAUUUGGCUUCAUGUGGCAUUGGAAAACAAUCGUCAUGGAAAAAACUUUAUAACCGCAUUCCAGAACAUGAGCAUACAAACUACCACAAACAGUGUUAUCUAGACUGGCGUCAGUUAGAAGCACGUUUGAAAGAGGAAUCUGGAAUUGAUGAUCAGUUACAGAGAUCAAUUCAGUCUGAGAAAAGUAAAUGGAAGCUAAUUCUAAAACGAAUCUUGGAUGUUGUACUGACUUUAGGAGAGCGAGGCCUUUCAUUUCAAGGAGAGUCUAGCAUGAUAGGUGAUACAAAUAAUGGAAAUUUUCUUGGUAUAAUUGAGCUGCUUUCUCGUUAUGAUCCCAUUCUUCAAGAUCAUGUAUCUAAAGUGAGAGAAGCUCAGAAGGAUGGGAAGCGUCUUCAGGCUCAUUAUCUUUCCUAUGCAUCACAAAAUGAAUUCAUUCAAUUAUGUGCCGAAAAGGUUAAAGACUGUAUUCUUAAUGAGCGUGAUUAGGCCAAAUAUUAUUCAAUAAUGGUUGAUGCUACCCCGGAUAUGUCACAUACUGAACAAAGUACAUUCAUCCUGAGAUACCUAACUUGUGAUGAAUGUGGUAAAUACCUGAUAAAAGAGAGAUUUCUUUCAUUUAUUGAUGACAGUAAGAAGACAGGGGCAGACAUUUCAGAGAUGAUAUUAAAAUUUCUUAGUGAUUCUCAUAUUCCUUUUGAAGAUUGCAGAGGUCAGGGAUACGACAAUGGUAGUAAUAUGUCAGGUGAGUACAAUGGAGUCCAGAGCCAUCUUAAAAGAAAGAAUCCUCUCUGCUUGUUCUCACCUUGUGGCUGUCAUUCCUUAAACUUGUGUGGUUCUGAUGCUGCUGCUUGUUGCAAAGAGGUAGUAACAUUUUUUGGGAUGGUACAGACAGUAUAUAAUAUUUGCUCGAGCAGUCCCAAACGCUGGGAGAUACUUAAGAGUCACAUUGCGGCAUCUCUUCACGGUUUAUCUGGAACUCGGUGGACAGAUAGAGUAGCUAGUGUCAGGCCCUUUGCACACCAUUUACCUGGUAUUCUCGCUUCACUUAAAGAAAUAUCCCAACUGAAGAGUUUAACAGCUAAAACUAAAGUAGAUGUGGCAGCCGCUAUUAAGUAUGUGUCUUCUUUUGAAUGUAUUUUGAUGGCUGCUUUUUGGUUCAAGUUAUUGAAUUCAAUAGAUCAGAGAAAUCAGGUGAUUCAAGCUCAGUCUUCUACUGUAGAUAUUGAAGUAAAAAACAUAGAGGACUUGGAAACUGAAUUGCAGUCUCUCAAAAAGAAGUGGCAUUUAAUUUAUGAUGAAGCCAAAGUUGUUGCAGUUGCCAUGAACAUUGACCCAGUAUUUCGAGUCACUCGGAAAGGAAAAAGAAAAUCCUUUUUUGAUGACUCCGACUCUGAUGAUGAUAAGGUAUCAGGUGAAGAUUCACUUAUACAGACAGACGAACAUAGGUUUAAGAAAGAAGUGUUUUUAAGGUUAUUGACACAGUAUGUGAGAGACUAAACAAGCGUUACCAGGCCAUCUUCCAGAUUAACAAACUAUUUGGGUUUCUGUGGUCAUAUCUUGAUAUGACUGAUGAAGUGAUAGUAAAUGAUUCUAAAAACUUUAGCACUAAGUAUAGCAAAGACAUCUCUAGUGACAAGCUAACUGAGGAAAUUCUGUACCUUAAGAAUAUACAUAAAGCCAAUUUAGAUGACAACUCUCUCUCCACUUCUGCUUCUUAAUAAGAUCACAAAAUUAAAACUACAAGAUUUGUUUCCAAAUAUAUGCAUAGCCUUGAGAAUUUUCUUGACGUUGCCAGUCACAGUUGCCUCUGCAGAAAGAUCCUUUAGCAAAUUAAAGUUGAUUAAGAAUCACUUAAGAAGCACAAUGGGACAAGAGAGAUUAUCAUCACUAAGUCUUUUAAGCAUUGAAAGUGAUUUGGCACGAAAGAUUGAUUUUGAUGAUUUAAUUGAGUGUUUUGCUGCUAGAAAAGCAAGGAAAGGAGUAUUUCUUUAAUAAUUAUACAUGUAUACUUGUAUAAAACAGUCACAUUUAUGAUUUAUUUAAUAUAGGGAAAUUUGAAUUUCAAAUUCAUCAAAACUUUAUUAUGCAUGAUAAUUAUACACAACAUGCAACAGGCCAACAGUGACUUACUGCACAAUGCCACUUUAAUGAGUUUCAUGAGUAAGUUUUGUUUAUCUCAAAUUAUACGAAAUGUAAUAACAAAAUAAGUUGUUAACUGCAAGUCAUAAAUAAAGCUCCAAUACGGCAAGAUGAACAGAAUUUACAUCCUACCAGUGAACAUUUAUGGCUUUAAAUUGGCUCUUAAAAUUGGUCAAAUUCUAAAAUCCUGAUCCCCCCAGCUGGAUGGGCUCACUUCGCUCGCCAAAUGGUAGGGGCCCAAUGACACUCAUAGUACCAGGGCCCAGUGAUGGCUCUCCCUGGCCCUGCGUGC
Molecule: messenger RNA, 3418 nt
Organism: Eriocheir sinensis (Chinese mitten crab)
Lineage: Eukaryota; Metazoa; Arthropoda; Malacostraca; Decapoda; Varunidae
Product: zinc finger MYM-type protein 5-like
Exons: 2
Coding region: 466-1473 (335 amino acids)
Source: RefSeq, a predicted model, not a curated record